GACAUGGUGCAAUACGUCUUCACGCCGUGGAAGGACCGGGGCGAGCUACUCCAGGUUCGUCGACAAUUCUUCCCCCAGCAAGUCUCGCAGCACACGACCACAGCCGCGUCGGGAAAUGCUGCCGCUGCGACCGCAGCUUCAUCGAGCUUCAGCUCCAGUUCCAGCUCCAGCAGCAGGGCGGAAAAGAAGAGCGCUGUGUCUCGCGUGUCCAUGUGGAUGCAGCGCGGUGGCUGCCCUCACAUGGUCGAGUCCACGGCCCUCUUGAUCGCCGCCAUGAUCGCAGACGAGGAGUCGAUUUUGCUGCCAUCUGGGAAGGGCGCCACCGAUUCCAACUCUUCGUAUGCCGUGCGCGCCUCCUAUUCGGCCGCAUUCAGUCGCUUUGUAACAGGGCUUCUCGACAGCCACCAGGACAAGGCACACAAGAUGAGCAUGUACUCGGUGGCCAAGACCAUCGGGCUACCGGCGAACUUCGUCGAGCUGCGGCAUCAGGCUACGCAUGAACAGCUGCCCUCGCUGACCAGGCUACGUGCCGGCGCCCAGGCCGGUCUGGUUUGGAUCUGGGACUACUACUGGAAGCAACUUUCGGCUACAGACGGGGACGAGGACCAAGUCCCGGUUGUGGCCGACCGUAGUGUUGCUGCACCACACGCAGAACAAGUACCACUGACGACCGCAUCGGCGUGCAGAGAUGCGCUGCGGCGUUAUCUGGAUAUGGGCAAGGAGGAUCUGCCGACUAUCGCCAGUUUUGUCCGGAGAUGGGGCAGGGCGAGAGUCCUUGGCGUGCUUGACGCGAUCGGUGACGAAGCGGGGGCGUCUCACCCGAUGGAUAACAGGUUGGUCUUGGGGACUCUGAAGUUGGCCAGGCAGGUCACCGAGAUGGAACAGGCACGGGACAAUGACGGCAGUGCAGAUUUGCUCGAGGAUAGAGGGGCGUCGAGGUCUGACCUAGACCAGGCGCCAGUACAGAUGCAGGGCGUCACCGCCGAUGUCAUGGUCACAACAUCUCAAGAUGUCGAGCAAGCGGGUGGCUGGAUUCGCCCUAAAGGCUCAUGGCGACAAAAGCCGAUAGGGGUUUUCUCCUUCAUUCCUCGACGCACCAUGCAGAUCAAGUCUAUCCCCAUGUGGGUGGGUAGUAGUGACAACUACGCCUACCUGGUCGUUGACGACAAGUCCAAGGACGCUGUUAUCAUAGAUCCGGCGAAUCCGGAAGAGGCCGCUCCUCCUGUCAAGAAAGCCAUCGAAUCCGGCGAAAUCAACCUGAAGGCUAUUGUGAACACCCACCACCAUUGGGAUCAUUCUGGUGGCAACAAGAAAUUUCGCGAUGCACUGAACCUUCCAGACCUGCCGAUCUUUGGAGGCAAAAACUGCGAAGCCGUCACUACCACGCCUGCCAACGGAGAGGGCUUCCCCUUUGGCAGCAUCCAGGUUAAGGGCCUAUACACGCCCUGUCACACGCAGGACAGUAUUUGCUGGUUUAUGCAGGAUGGAGAUGACAAGGUCGUUUUCACUGGCGACACCCUCUUUCACGGAGGCUGCGGCAGGUUCUUUGAGGGAACUCCGGAAGAGAUGAAUACUGCCUUGAACAAGACCUUGGCUGCCUUGCCGGACGAUACUCGAGUCUUUCCUGGACAUGAAUACACCAAGUCGAACGUCAAGUUUGCCAUCUCGGUCCUGCAAAGCGAGCCUGUUCAGAAGCUGCAUGAGUUUGCAGAGAACAACAAGGAGACUCCGGGCCAAUUCACCAUUGGUGACGAGAAGAAACACAACGUUUUUAUGCGGAUGGACGAUCCAGUGGUUCAAAAGGCGACUGGCGAGACAGACCCAGUCAAGGUCAUGGCCAAGCUCCGCGAGAUGAAGAACAACUUCAAAUGA
This is a messenger RNA of Pyricularia pennisetigena, 1872 nucleotides long. RefSeq lists its product as uncharacterized. The record is from RefSeq and is a predicted model, not a curated record. The annotation marks the transcript as partial. Gene Ontology annotation, biological process: rRNA processing. Gene Ontology annotation, cellular component: Las1 complex. Gene Ontology annotation, molecular function: hydroxyacylglutathione hydrolase activity; endonuclease activity. The transcript is spliced from 10 exons. Lineage: Eukaryota; Fungi; Ascomycota; Sordariomycetes; Magnaporthales; Pyriculariaceae.